AUGGACGACAAGCGUGACCCGGCAGGAAGGGAGAAGGGAGAGGGCAUUCCGCCCGCAGACGACGAGGCCGUUGACGAGAAGCCAAGGACCGGCCUGCACUCGGACCAGAAACCGGGCCCACUCGGACGACACUCUCUGGAUGUCGGCAGGAAGCUCGACGAACCCAUUCAAACCAAAGACGAGAGAUCACACAGUCUACCGGCCCUCAAUGACCAGCCCCGGUCGCCCCAGUCGCCGCCGCCGACCCACGCCCCUACCAAUGCCAACUCUUCGCGCCAGCGAGCAGUACGAUCCAGCGUUGAAUUCGACAGACGCUUCGAUGGACCCUAUGCAAGACCCAGCAUAUCUAUCGCACGGCGGAAGUCAUCCCAACAGGCCCGCCUCGAUGCCGAGCACGUUGUCGAAGCCGUCGAGGGCCACGAACCGUCCUCGGAUGCCUCGGCCACAUCCGGCGCGGCGCCCCGGCUGCUCGAGCCUAGGCCACCGCCGCUCAACUACACCCUGCACACGCGUUACUGGGCCAUCUUCAUUUUCUGGUUAUUCAUCAUCUUCGACUCCGUCGUCAUGCCCAUCGCCUUGUACUAUGGGUUGUGGUACGGCGUCGGCCCAGGGAGUGUAAGAGAGGGCGAAAAGCCGACUAUGUCCGCCAACACAGUCUAUACCGUUGUCACCGCUGCCAUAGGCGGUGCUAGUAUCCUUGAGUACUUCGUACGGUUCUGGAGGCUGUGGAAGAAGGACAGUGUUUGCCGGGUCAUCGGGGCCCAUAGAUGGUAUCUCGAUGCGUUCCACUGGAACUACACCCUGGCUUGGCUGAUCAUCAUGGUCGAGUUGAUAGUAGGCACUGUCCAGGAGUGGCCGCCAAUCCGACUAGUCGCCAUGCCUUUGACUACCAUGCUCUACACCUUUGGCACCGAGAUGCUCAUCGUCGAUAUUCUCCGUGUAUUCCGUGUCCCAGCCCCCUUCCGCCUGUCAUCCAUUCCCAAAGGCGCCCAGCUGCGACCAUGUGUGUACACCCUGAUCGAGGAUAUCUGUGCCGUGGACGGGUCUGGAGGAACGGACUUUCGAGAGGCUCUCAACAGGAGAUAUGAAGCCAGCCACAUUUUCCGCACCAUGCUGCGGCGGCUCGAAGAUGCAGCCUAUGCCAUCGGCUGGUCGGUCCCCUUCGGAUGGGCUGGGGUCUGGGCGUUGGCUACCAUCUGGUAUGUGAAGAGGGAGUUGAAGAGGGAGAAGGACCAUUGGAUCGCCGAAGCAUCCAAGAGCACAGCCUGA
Molecule: messenger RNA, 1269 nt
Organism: Diaporthe citri
Lineage: Eukaryota; Fungi; Ascomycota; Sordariomycetes; Diaporthales; Diaporthaceae
Exons: 3
Coding region: 1-1269 (422 amino acids)
Source: RefSeq, a predicted model, not a curated record